CGUGUCCCCCUCCAGGUGCACAACAUCGUGAAGAUGAUCUACCGCAGCCUGCCUUCCGUCAAAGCCGAGCCGGCUCUCAAAAGCCUGGGCAGGGCCCUGCUCGUGCUGGCCAGCAAACACCCGAGGGAGAUGGUUAGCAGCCUGCUGGUCUGCUCCCCCACCUGCACCAGUGUCGCCGUCACCAUGUGGAGGGCAAUGCUCUCGGAGCCCCCGGCCGUGGAGAAGCUGCUGCAGGAGCUGCUCCGAGUGCUCCUCAACCACUCUCCGCAGCUAGAGUCCCCAUUCAUCAAGGACUGGCCACGCGUCCUCGCCCUGGCUGCAGCAAGGAUGCUACCGGAAAUCUUCCAGCUGCCUCUCGUCCUGAAGGAGGCGGAGGCCAUUUUCCCCCAGCUCUUCCUGGCCCUCCUCUUGCAAGUCUCCUUCACCACGAAGCUGACAGAGCAGGAGGUGGAAAUCUUCUGGGUGGAGCACCAGCAGGGCCAGCUCACUCCCAUCAGGGCCGCGGUGCAGGCCUUGAAGCUGCUGCUCUGCAGCGUGGGCCUCCAGAGGCAGAUGGAGGCCAUUCAGGAGCAGGGCGGCUGGGACGCGCUUCUCAGCGCCGUCACCCACCUCCAGGGUGUGCAGGUGGUGGCCAGGGUGAUGAGGGAACUGCCUGGAGCUCUGCGUGCCCCCAUCUUCCACCAGCUGCUUGAGCUGCUCAGCAACAGCUUCUGCUCCUGGGAGAUGGUGGCCAUGGUCUUCCUCGUUGAGAUGCUGGAGUGCGUGGACCUCAAGCAAGAGCUGCGCCGCGUCGUGAAAAUCUUUAACACCCAUCUGCAGAGCCAGAGCGUGGGCAUGCAGCAGCUGGUGCUCAGGGGCAUCCUGCAGCUCAGCGAGAGGCAGGACACGGCAAGGAAAAUGCUCGUCUUCCUGCCGUGCAUCAGGGAGCAGCUGCAGGCUGCAGACAGCGACACCCGCGCCAUGGACCUGCCUAUACUCAGCAACCUGCUGCGGCUCCUGGAGGGGGAUGAGCUCAGCCUCACGGCUCUGGGGCUGGCCAGCAAGCUCCCAGCGCUCUUCAGUGAUGAGUCCGGCACGGUGCGGCAGCUCUCCAUCGACCUCUUCCUCAAAACGCUGAGCUCUGUGAGGGGCAGAGCAAAGAGGAAGCUGCGGAAGGAGGUGUUCAGGAGCCUGGCCCCACUCUAUUUGCACCUGCACGAUGAGGAAGAGAGUGUGGUCGAGGCCUCCCAGAAAGCCUUCCUUGGUGCCGCACGGUUCCUGCGCUGGAGGCGGCUGGAGCACCUGGCGGAGACGGCGCAGUUGUGGCAGAUCGGCGAGUGCAUGGUUCGCACAUUCCCACAGCCCAGGACAGGCUCGGGGCCGCCCUGCGCUGACCCCGCGCUCUUCCCUCUCCAGCUGGCCAAGAGGAAGAAGAGCGCAGCACGGGACUACCUGGGCCAGAGCCUGCUCUACCUACGGAGCCCACAGGAGCCCCUGCGCCGGGAGGCCGUGAGGUUCAUCGGGCUCUUAGGAUGGCACACGACGGAUGAGCAGCAGGCUGAGAGAGAGGACAUCUACCGGGGCCUUUACCGAGUGCGGCACGACCCCAGUCCAUUCGUCUCUUCGCUGGCCCUUCAGACACUGAAGAUCCUGGAGGAAACGAGGCCACCCCGGCCACCAAGAGACUCUGGGCAGCUCUUCUCCAGGCUCCGCAGCGCGUGGAGGAGGUGGUGCUCCUCCCACGCAGGCAGCUGAGCGCCCUGGAAAGCUCCCGGCAUCUCCUCCUGCCCGCUGCUCAGCUCCGCUCCUCAGGCACACCCCUUCCCUGCUGCUGUGCCGCUCCUCACCCCGCGGUGCCAUCUCCUUCAGCACAAGUGGCUGUCUUCUCUCUGUGGGAAAUGGGAGAACAACCCAGGAGAUCAGCACUGCCCGGAGAGGGACGGGACGUGCAGCGGUCCCUGCCGGUGCCACAUGCUUUUGGUCACUGCCAGCAAGCACCAGCUGCUCUGCCAGGCUGCAAGACCAGAUUAUUAAUAAAGCUGGUGAAUUUUACAACACGGAUGUUCCCACAGAGAAAAUGGAUUUUUAUAAAAGAACUU
Messenger RNA from Numida meleagris (helmeted guineafowl), 2078 nucleotides. Its product is annotated as maestro heat-like repeat-containing protein family member 6. The record is from RefSeq and is a predicted model, not a curated record. The coding region runs from base 34 to 1734 and encodes 566 amino acids. Lineage: Eukaryota; Metazoa; Chordata; Aves; Galliformes; Numididae. Gene Ontology annotation, cellular component: cytoplasm. The transcript is spliced from 11 exons.